ACCGUGCGCAGCUGAUUCGAGAAUAUUUAAUGCAAUGAUAAUGAAUGGAGACGGAAAUCCAAAGAUAUCUAAUUAACAUGGUGUAUCUGGCUUUAGAACAUUGAACAGUCAUGUCGGCAAAUAGCUCAGGAUUGCCAUAUACCGAUUUACAAAACGCUCAUAGCAAUGACACUGCUAAAAACUUGGUGAAAUUUGGUAGGAUUGUCACUAAGGAUAUUCCUGUUUUUCCCAUUCCUGUGAACAAAGCUCUCUCACCAAGUGUAGAACUCAGUUUGACUAUUGCAUAUAUUGUUCUGUAUGGAUUAUUAUUUUUUAUGGUGUAUGUUCAGUUGUGGAUGAUAUGGUAUUACAGACAUAAAAGAUUCAGUUAUCAGACCGUGUUUUUAUUUCUCUGUUUGGUGUGGUCGGGAUUAAGACUGACGCUGUUCUCAUUUUAUUUCAAUGACUGUGAUAGAGCUAAUAACCUGCCGGGAGUGAUAUACUGGUUUCUCUAUUGUUUUCCUGUUUGCCUACAGUUUAUCAUACUGUGUUUGUUGGUCUUAUUUUUUGCUCAGGUGGUUUUUAAAGCAAGAGCCAAGUAUGAACCCAGUAGAUAUAAACGGCCAGUUCGUAUUAUUGUGUGUAUAGCAGCGGUUGUCUUCCUGGGAUCAAAUAUCGGCUGUGCUGUAGUUGUAAAAUAUCAUGAAUCGCAUUAUCAAUCAGUACCAAUUCAACUCUUGUAUAUUCGGGUGGCGAUCAACGAUUCUCUGUUCGUUAUUUUUGCUAUUGUUCUUUCUGUCUGCAUUUACAAAAUGACAAAGAUGUCUUCGUCAGCUCUAGUACUGGAAGCAAAGGGAACAACAAUGUGUCAGUCUAUCUCAGCUGGAUUGAUUAUAACCUUACUAUUCACAUCACGAGCUAUUUAUAAUUUUAUUGCUGUUUAUCCUAAAGAUACGUCUAGAAUACCAGGGUUUGGCUACGACUGGGUUAAUGUCUCUGAUCAGGCUGAUGCUUAUAACCUGUCCGGUAGUUAUGCAUAUAUCUCGUUUGGUGCGGUAUUAUUUGUAUGGGAAGUAUUACCCACGUUUGUUGUUGUCAUGUUUUUUAGAGUCAGAAGAGCCAUAAAUGACACUUCACUAGCGGAUUCGACCCACAGUCACACGUCAAAAGUGUUCUUUUUUGAUAAUCCACGAAGGUACGAUAGUGAUGAUGAUUUGUCUAGACCUGAACAUCUUCCUGGCAGUCCAUUCGAUAUCAAUAACCAGUAUUCUGUGAACAAUACAAAUUCUAGAGGUACGCCAAGAGGGACACCUAUAAUGAACGCUGCAGGAACUCCACGAACGGGUUAUGGUGCCGUGUUAAACAACAGCCUGACCAGAAACGAGACGGCAACCAUCCAUCAAAUUACCUCAAAUUAUACACAUCACCGUGACGAUACGUGAGUAAGAAGGGAGGAAGAUGGCUUUCUGAACGGAACAAAUUCUUACAAAAUAAAGAUAUCAUUGGAUGUUAUGUUACUUCCAUGACACAUGUUCUAGUAAACCUAAUAUUAUUUUUGUCUCUGCCACAUUGAUUACAAAUCGUAAUUGUGCAUAUGUUCUGUUAUGAAACUACAAACCAGGCAAUGUUUAUUUAUCAAAUUCUGCAUUUAUGUUAAAUUUCCAUCCAACUUAGUAAAGUACCUUGCAAAUAUGGUAUCCAUAGACUGCUUGUUGUUGUAUAUUUAUGGUUUGAUUUGCACAAUUUUUUGUACUCAUUUUUGUAAGCGUUGACUUUUGUUUGUGCGUGCAGUAUUUAAUAGACAAUUUAGUAUGUUGGAUGAGAAUUUUGAUAAAUGAAGAUUGUCUUAUGGAAGUUUUGGAAUGCUAAAGAAAAUUACAAUUUGUAAUCCAGGGUCCUGUUUCAUAAAGCUGUGAUUGUGUAAAGUGAUGUUGUUUUGAUUUCAGGCUUGUCCAGGAAAAGGAGUAGGGUAUCCAGCCUAGCCUUAAGUCUUUUCUUGGUUUAAGACCCCUGCGCGCAAGCGAAUUAUUUAAUUCAAUUUACCAUGAUAGUCCCGUUAGUGUGUUAUCAUUUCUCUUUGUGAAACGGGUCCCAUGUGGUUAAGAUGUUAUAACGUGUAUUAAUGUUUAGAGUAAUUUACAUGGCUUUAUUUAUUAAGUCAUGAUGGAUUAUUGAAUCAUGAUUGAAUCGUGAUCCAUUAUUGAAUCAUUAUUGAUUAUUGACUUGUGAUCAAAUAUUGACCUGUGAUCAAUUAUUGACCUGUGAUCAAUUAUUGACCUGUGAUCAAUUAUUGACCUGUGAUCAGUUAUUGACCUAUGAUCAAUUAUUGAAUCAUGAUCGAUUAUUGGAUUGUGAUCAAUUAUUUAAUCAUGAUCAGUUAUUGGAUCAUGAUCGAUUAUUUAAUCAUGAUCUGUUAUUGGAUCAUGAUCGAUUAUUGAAUCAGGAUCGAUUAUUUGAUCAUGAUCAAUUAAUGAAUCAUGUUCUAUUAUAGUGCUUUUACAUGGCUUCCCCCUUCUGCAUCUUUCAUUCUCAGCUGCUUAACCAAAAUUUUAUAACAUUAAGGCAAACCUGGAAAUAAAAAUUUUAGUCUUACCUGACAAGAUGUCGGGCACCGGUGAAGUUGUACCUGAAACUUUUCAUGACGAAGAAGGGACAAACUGUGUUAAACAUACUGAUAGGCAGCAGGCCGCGAGUUCACAAAGCAUUCUUAGACUUUACUCAAUUUUCAAUCGCUGUUUAUGAGAAAUAUCUUUGAUCCAUAAACACAAAACUUUGCACAUAGUUUCUUAUUGAUGUAUUUGAUACAUUAAAACAAGAAAAGUUUUAUAAAGGGUUAUAUUUAAGUUAAAAUAAGGCGAACGAUUUUGAAUAAAUUCUUAAUACAAGUCUAAAAAUGCUUUGUGAACUUGGGGCCAGAUUUUUGUCUAAUGUUGUCAAUGACUUGUGGCUUAUUUCCAGGGUUGCUUUAUAGGAUAGAUUCUUCCAUUGGCACGACGUAUUAAUUGUUAAUUAAUGAAUUAUUGUACCAGUAGAAAUUAGAACACAAAAAUGUGUAAACUGUGUAUUCAUAUUGUAAUUAUUCUGUCAAUAACAUGAAAAUGUGAUCUGUAUAUAUCGAAAUUAAUCGACGUUUUAAACUAAUAUUUGUUAUGAUUGACUUGCACUCAGUAAACUGGAUUAUAUCCCUUCAGUGUCACUACUUACGGUACUAAUUUCUGAUUGAUUGAAUAAAUAAUUGAAAGGCUAAUAUGGGACCUUGAUUAGCACAAAUUUUAUAUCAAAGCUUUUUACAGUCCCUCCCUUCUCAUGGAAUUCUUUUCCCUUAUAUGUCUGUUAUACAACUGUAUUUGCAAUGCAGAGGCCAUAUAAUAGUAUUAGUAUUGACUUGUAAAGGGGAAAACCCAUGUUAAUGAAGUAUUGGCAUUAUGUGGUUUUAAGCUUUCUAUGUUAAUUAAUUAUUCGUAAAACAGGAAGUAGUCAUGAUCCCCUGGGUAGUGAAACUGAAAGUAGAUAAAAUUGGCUACCAAGAAUGUGAAUUAUUUAUAUAUUUAUUGUGAGUUUAUUACAUUUAUUGUGAGUUUAUUACAUUUAUUGUGACUUUAUUACACUAACAUCUCUACUGUAACAUGUGUACUGUAAUAAGCUUGUAGAGGCAUUUAGUAACUGGAUAUAGAAAUACACAAUAACACAUACUUAUGGAAAAACAUUAGAUUGAUAACAUGGGGAGAAAACCAUUUGAAAUGUCGCACAAAUAGAUAAGUAGCUGUUUUUCCAUAAGAAUGUAUUAUCUCUACUGUAACAUGUGUACUGUAAAGGAGCUUUAUUCAUGAACGUGUGAUUUUAAACAUACAUUAUGCAAGAGCUAAAUCUGCCUAUUGCAGGUCUUUAGUUAGGCUUGAAAUGUUAUCUAAAUUAUUAAUUAGACAUGAAUUAACUUAUCCAGACAUACAAAUACCCUGCUGUACAUACAAAUACCCUAAUGUACAUGUAAUACCCUACUAUACAUAUGAUACCCUAGUGUACAUUUACUACUCUACUGUACAUACAAAUGACCUGCUGUACAAUGUUUUAUACCCUAUUGUUCAUGUCAGUGAUGGGAUUUCGAAAUUUUAGUUGUCGGACAUUUUCUUCCCGAAAAUAAAGGGACAUAAAUCUUAUUGUUAUUUAAGCAGGCGUUUUCAAACCACAAUUAAAAAUCACGUGUCAACAAAAUAUUCAAAUUCACACGUAAUAAAAAAAAUAGGUACACCUCGUUAUUUUUCAUAUUUAAUUCCCAUACGGUAUUCAAAUUUAUGUCAAUAAUAUUCCUACAAAAUUACAUGACAUCGUAAUACCAUAGAAUGAAAACGUGCCGACUACUGCCCAUCCGUACCAGUUUCAAAUUCCCCCCAAAUUACCAUAUUUUUGGGGUCAUAAAUCGAUACAUUUUUCAGCAAAGUCCGGCAUUCGUCUUGUACUCCAUUUCGAUUUAUAUACGGAAGGUAAAAAAAUGACAUCCUGAAAUUUAUUUGGCCGUAAACCGUAGUAAACGUCGCUCUAAUACAACAAGUGAGUGACACCAACUGCUAAAUAAACCCAUUCGACUCUAAGCACGCGCUAUCGUCUAAAACAAUUACUGUAACUACUUACGUUAUUCCAAUCGAAAUAUUCGUCAACAUUUCUUAGGACGAUUGGAAAAUAGCAUAGAACAUGUCCGGAAUAUACGGGCAAAAUCCCAUCACUGGUUCAUGUAGUAACCUACUGUACAUGUAAUAGUAAUCCUAAUUUACAAUGUAAUAACUAGAUGUACAAGUAAUACCCUAUUGUACAAGUACACAUAAUACUAUACUUUACAAUAUAGAUUCACAGUAAUACGAGGAACCAAGGGUCCAUUUCACCUUAUAAUUUAGUGCUACCUUUUGUGUUAGGAUCUUUCCAUGAAACAUAUUUAUAGUUCAAUAGAACUGAUUAGCCAAAAUCUUAUUUACGUGGUAGUAAGUCUUAGGUGCGCUUCAGGGAAAAUCCCUCUGUGCAUGUUCUUUUGUUUAUUUCGUAACAUUCCUGUGCAUGUAUUUUUUGAGGAAGAUAAAUCGUUGAAACAUAUGGUAAAUUAUAUCAGUUUAUUUUUUGUUAAUAAGUUUUAAUUGAUAGAUUAAGAUGAUUUUGGUAGUUGUUUAUAUCAAGUAAUGAAUGAUUAGAACAGAUUAGAUAUUUUCAUAACAGAACACAACACAAAGAUAUAUAUGGAUAUAACUACUUCUCUAUUUAUCAUUAACUUGAAUUGACAAGGAGUAGGGUCGCCUGUCCAACCUCAUGGGUUUUCUCCGGGUCCUCUGGUUUCCUCCCACUGCUAAAGACCCCUACGCGCAAGCAAAUUAUUGAAAUAAAAUUGAACCAUGUGUUAGUUCUGAAAUGACCUAGUUUGUAUCAGUGGACCUUAAACCUCUCUCUCUCUCUCUCUCUCUCUCUGUGUUACCCUGUGUUGUGUUUUGUUAUGAAUAGUUAACUGUGCUUCGGUCCAUUACUACAACCAUUUGGACAGCCAUGUUAUUGUGAGACUCAUAUAUAGUACACUGUUUGUGUCCAUUACUACAACCACUUGGACAGCCAUAUUAUAGUGAGACUGGGACUUCACUAUAACACUGAUGUUUGGGUCCAUUGACUACAACCAUUUGGACAGCCAUGUUAUAAUGAGACUCAUAUAUAGUACACUAGGACUUCACUGUAACACUGAAUUCAGGAUCCAUUGACUACAGCCACUACAUCUAGGUUAUAGUGAAACUAGAAGCCACAGUGGCUCAGUGAGUAAGGCGCUGGUUCACUAACCAGAAGGUCCAGGGUUUGAUGAGGUUCCCCAGGAUUUCUAGAGCAUGAAUUCCUGUUGACUGAUGCAGGAUGGACGUCCUGGCAAAGACAAGACUAGUUGUUUUUCCAGUGUAUACAUUGGCGUGCACGUAAAAGAUCCCUCGACAGUUGGAAUUCAAUUGCUGUCCAGGCAAAAUUUCCCUCAUAGCACACUGUUGGACAUAUAUUCCCAUCUUCAUUUACCCAGUUGGUGCAGAAAAUGAAGAUGUUAAACCCCAUUUCAUUUAUUCAUAUAGUGAGACUCUUUUAGUUUUUUACUAUAUCACUGAUGUAGGGGUCCAUUUAUUCAUAGAGUGAGACUUAUAGGCCUAAUGUAGGAGUCCAUUGAUUACAGCUGUACUGAAACCAGCACUAUAGUGAGGUCCCAGUGUAUAUAUUUGUGAUUUUAUACUAAAGAUAGAAAUCGGUGUAAUCUCAUACAUAUUUUAUCGACAUCUUUGCGAUUUUUUCAAAUGUAGAUAUGAAAGCUGCUAAUUUAAUUGUCAAAUUUUAUUGGCUAUUUUUGAAUUUGAUGCAUAUUUUUACUGCUGUUUGCCACAUACCUUUCCAAUUACUGAGGUAUGUUUAUAUAUAUAUAUAAUUGUAAAACAUAUUAUAUUUGCUGUUAAUUAUCACAUACAGUAAAAUCUGUGAUCCUUGUGGCACGAUGUUAAAAAUAGAUGUGAAAUCUUUCACUGGCAGUAAAAUAACAAAGAUUUAUGGCACACUCUUUAUAUAUAUAUAUAUAUAUAUAUAUAUAUAUAU
This is a messenger RNA of Patella vulgata (common limpet), 6567 nucleotides long. RefSeq names its product G protein-coupled receptor 137Ba. The coding region runs from base 111 to 1421 and encodes 436 amino acids. The record is from RefSeq and is a predicted model, not a curated record. NCBI's taxonomy places the organism in Eukaryota, Metazoa, Mollusca, Gastropoda, Patellidae. Gene Ontology annotation, cellular component: lysosomal membrane. The transcript has 7 exons. Gene Ontology annotation, biological process: positive regulation of TORC1 signaling.